CAAAGAAAGCGUGCAUAUGCAAUCAGACUGACUGGCCAGAUACUUGCAUCCUUUUUGAAGCUAUGUCAAGGUUAAGUAUUACGUGUCGUGCUCUGUAUCUUCUAAAUUUGAGCUCCAGAUGGAAAUGCCACCAACAAACCUCCAGACUAUCAACAAUGAGCUGUGGACUUGAAUCAAUAUGUGGUGGUGGCAAAUCUAGGAGUAUUUCUUCAGCAAAGACAGUCACAAGGGAAGGACAUACACAGUGGUUUGAUGGCAGUCUGAAGAGAAGAGAACUUCAUUUAAGUGCACCUCUUGGAGAAGAAAACGCACCUCAGUUGAGAGAACUAACAGAGACCGACUAUGGGAGACUAGCAGAUGAGACAAUGGAUGCUUUAUCAGAUUAUUUUGAAGACCUCACAGAUGAGAACUUCACUGGAAUGGACUAUGACGUUGUCUUUUCUAGUGGUGUGCUGACGGUGAAAGUUGGCUCUGACCACGGCACAUACGUUAUCAACAAACAGACACCCAACCGACAGAUUUGGCUUUCGUCGCCGACAAGUGGGCCAAAGCGCUACGAUUGGACGGGGGAGCGAUGGGUGUACGCUCACGAUGGUGUGACAUUGCACAGUCUGCUCUCCAAAGAGUUGUCUGUCAUCUUCAAAUCAAAUAUAGACCUGUCGCAUCUCAUCCAUUCAUGAUGAGAACAAUUUGAAGAACAGACACCGUUAUUGAUCUUUUCCUUGCCAGUUCUCUUGUGACUCUCGUGAUCUUAGCAAGUUACUACUGUAGCCAAUGCUCAAAAAACCUAUUAGGCUGGCUUGAUAUUUUUUAUGGUUUAAAUAUUCCCAUUGUUCACAGACCUACAAAUUGGCCAUAAAAGCACAAAAAGUAUAGACCUCAGAUAAACUGCAGGGAGUAUUUGUGUGUCUGCAUUAUCAAACCUGUAUACAAUUGUAAGUUUUAAAUGCACUCAGAACAGCAGAAAGUGCUCUCAUAAUCAAAUCCCUGUAAAUGAACCUGGUCGGAUUAAAGAGAUCACGUUUAAUGGCUCUUAAACCACCUGAAUAAGACAAAUGGACACAGAUUGUUUUUCGGAGGCUGUAGUUAUCUGCAGCUUUCUGCACGCCUGGCCCUGGUUGAACUAGAGGCUGCUGGGUAGAUGCAGGAAAAGAUGAGGAUUACGACUGACAGAUGGAGAAGUUCUUGCUCUAAAAGCCCUCGGCCAGAGCCUUUAUUCAAGAAUUAUCUGUGAAUAACGGCAUCGCUCUCCGAUCAUAUUCCUCAGAGCUUUACCACCACCCUCAGAUGGUUUAAAAAUACCAGCCCAAAUUAGCAUCAACCCACCCGUCAGUUAAAGCAGUGUCAUUAACUCUGGUGAUACAACAAAGACGAU
Messenger RNA from Rhinichthys klamathensis goyatoka, 1375 nucleotides. RefSeq names its product frataxin (gene fxn). Lineage: Eukaryota; Metazoa; Chordata; Actinopteri; Cypriniformes; Leuciscidae. The transcript is spliced from 6 exons. The record is from RefSeq and is a predicted model, not a curated record. Bases 63 to 680 code for a protein of 205 amino acids. Gene Ontology annotation, molecular function: iron chaperone activity; 2 iron, 2 sulfur cluster binding; ferroxidase activity. Gene Ontology annotation, cellular component: mitochondrion. Gene Ontology annotation, biological process: iron incorporation into metallo-sulfur cluster; intracellular iron ion homeostasis.